Messenger RNA from Sorex araneus (European shrew), 237 nucleotides. It is a transcript of the gene SPRR4, whose product is annotated as small proline rich protein 4. The transcript has a single exon. Bases 1 to 237 code for a protein of 78 amino acids. The record is from RefSeq and is a predicted model, not a curated record. Lineage: Eukaryota; Metazoa; Chordata; Mammalia; Eulipotyphla; Soricidae.
AUGUCUUCCCAGCAGCAGCAGCAGCAGCAGCAGUGCCCACCUCAGAAGGUCCAGCAGCAGCAGGUGAAGCAGCCCUGCCAGCCACCCCCUGCUCAAUGCCAGCAGACCAGUGAACCUAAGACGAAGGAUCCAUGUGCUCCCCAAGCCAAGAAGCAAUGCCCACCUAAGGGUACAGCCACAGAAGCCCAACAGAAGUGUCCUCCAGCCCAGCAAACUCCCAAGAGUAUACAGAAAUAA